AUGCUCAUGUAUGUAGCUCUACAGCGCCCCCUGUGGCUCAGUAUUACAGACCAGGACGAGGACCAGGACCAGCACCAAGACAAAGACCAGGACCAGGACCAAGACCGUGCGUCUCUCCUCUCACUCGUCUCCUUCUGUCCGUCUCAAACACCGGUGGAUUUUACUCUGGACUUCCUCCGAGUCACAAACAGCUGCCUCAGGAGGACCAUGCUGCCUCACAUGUUGCAUGUUCUGCCUGUGCACAUCCAGAGUCUGUCGGAGCUGGAGAGGGCGCGGCUCCAGCAGGUGGCGCUGUGGCACCUGGAGCAGAGGGAGCUGCCCUUCAGCAUCAGUAUUCCCAAAGGGACGAGGAAAAGGAGGAAGUCGAUUCGCAGAAAGUUUGAUUCGUUUUCAAAGGAGAAGAAAGAUCGCGACAUGGCUCCGAGGGUCUUCAGUCUGCCCCUCGCCGCCGUCAUCCUGCACGACCGCGCACACAGACGCAGACUAGACGAGCUGAAGGAGUCUCGCAGGGACUGUCUGGAGCUGGAGGCCUCGGUCCUGAGCUUCAGGGCCCAGAAGAGGCUGCACCUGGGGCCCGCCUCCCCCAACGCUGUGGCCCCAGCCCCGGUCUGGGACUUCGGGAGCAGAGCCCAAUGUGACCACCGGGGGCAGCGCAGGGGCGGCCUCUCGGUGGACUCCAUCUCAGACCUGGUGGAGAGCCAGUCCCGCCUGUUGGAGGCGCUGCAGCUCUCUCAUCCUGCAGAGUUAGAGCUGAAGAAGUCCAGCAGGGAGCGCACUCCUACCAACAAACUCAGCCUCAACCCCAUUUGCCGACAAGUGCCCCGCCUGGUGGAGAGCUGCUGCCACUGCAUGGAGACGCACGGUUUACAGACGGUCGGGAUCUUCCGCGUGGGCAGCUCCAAGAAGCGCGUCCGCCAGCUGCGUGAGGACUUUGACCUGGGUCUGGACGUCCAGCUGGAUCAAGAGCAGAGUGUUCACGAUGUCGCCGCGCUUCUAAAAGAGUUUUUGCGGGACAUGCCUGACACACUGUUACCACGGGAACUGUAUCACGCCUUCCUGCACGCCAAUUUGUUGCACGGCUCAGAGCAGCAGGAUUACCUCCAGUUGCUGCUCUACCUCCUCCCUCCCUGUAACUGCGACACUCUGCUGCGUCUGCUGCUGAUGCUGCACACCGUCCAGAGCCACGCCCACGACACAGAGGGGCCCAACGGGGAGCAGGUGAGUGGGAACAAGAUGACGGCUCCAAACUUAGCCGUGAUCUUCGGCCCAAACCUGCUGCAGAAGGAGAAGAGCUCAGAGUGUCCCCUCAGUCUGAACAUCGAGGACAGUGGAGCCAUUAUCAACGUCACACUGCUGCUGAUCCAGCACCACAGGAAGCUCUUCAUGGUUUCCUCUGAGCUCCAGCAGGAGGUGCUGAUGAGUCUGCUCCAAACCGACCCUGACAUUGUCGACUACCUGCUGAAGAGGAAACGCAGUGCUCCGGUCUCUGCCUCCAGCUCCCGGCGGGACACUGGGGCCUCUCUGGACUCGGUGGGUGGAGCUUCGUUGGACUCAGUGGGCGGAGCUUCCCUGGAUUCAGUGGGUGGAGCUUCCCUGGACUCGGUGGGCGGGGCUUCCCUGGACUCGGUGGCUUUGGCUGCGCCCUCUCCUCUGACCGCAGACGAGUUAUUGGACGUUCUGAAGCAGAGAAGUCGACACCAGCGAAGGACAGGUGACGUCUCUGCUCGCCGCUCCAUCUUCCACCUGCGACAGUUUCACUCCCAUCACAACCUGCUGAGCCUGGUGCCCUCCUCCCCCACCUCCCCCUCCUCCCCCUGUGCUGUGGGGGAGCAGGGGGAGCAGGGCGUGUGGGUCAAACAGAGCCCUCAGGACCCCCUCUCACACUCAGACUUCUGGGGCUUCUUCAGCGGGAAAGUCUCCGGCUCCGAGACCGUGGUGUGA
Molecule: messenger RNA, 1941 nt
Organism: Knipowitschia caucasica
Lineage: Eukaryota; Metazoa; Chordata; Actinopteri; Gobiiformes; Gobiidae
Source: the annotation of a GenBank genome assembly